CACAGAGAGACCAAUCAGAAUAAGAGCCUGUAGAAAAACUCUUGUCAUGUCUAUGUUAAACACAACUUCUCUUUAUCUGCAAAGUAAAACUGUUUGAUUAUCUGUGGAUCAGAGUGCAGCAGGCUGGAUGUGACGAUGGGGCACUCUUUGCUCUGCAUGAUGGGCUUUUUCUUGCUCAGUACUGUCAUCUGUGGAAAUGCUGAAGAUCACAGUUAUGAUUCACAAGAUGCCGAUAAGGAGGAAGAGCAAACAACCUCAGUUCCCAUUAAGCCCACUGUGACUGUGCAGCCAUUCUGGCCUCAGAUAUACAGCGGUGAGACAGUCACUGUCAGAUGUGUGAUUCAGGGAGGUGAAGGAGCUCAGUGGACGUAUGAAUGGAGAGCAGCCAAGUCAAACACACCUCCAACAUCCAAUGAAUACAAAAUUACAGUUACUGAGUCUGACAGUGGAGGAUACAGCUGCCGGGGCAGAAGAAGCUCCUCCUGGACAGAGUGGAGUGAUACCAUCACAUUGACAGUAAUCGCUCCUCCUGAGCCAACUGUGACCCUGCAGCCAUCCAGGACUCAGAUCUACAGUGGUGAGACAGUCACUGUCAGAUGUGAGAUUCAGGGAGGUGAAGGAGCUCAGUGGACGUAUGAAUGGAGACCAGCCAGGUUAAACACACCUCCAACAUCCAGUGAAUACAGAAUCACAGUUACUGAGUUUGACAGUGGAGGAUACAGCUGCCGGGGCAGAACAGACAGGUUCUUCACAGAGUGGAGUGACAUCAUCACACUGACUGUAUCAUCUCCUCCUAAGCCCACUGUGACCCUGCAGCCAUCCUGGACUCAGAUAUACAGAGGUGAGACAGUCACUAUGAGAUGUGAGAUUCAGGGAGGUGAAGGAGCUCAGUGGACGUAUGAAUGGAGACGAGGCCACUCAAACAUACGUGAAAAAUCCAAUGAAUACAAAAUCACAGCUACUGAGUCUGACAGUGGAGGAUACACCUGCAUAGGAAGAAGGGGAAAUUUCUACACACAGUGGAGUGACAGCAUCACAUUGACUGUAUCAUCUCCUCCUAAGCCCACUGUGACCCUGCAGCCAUCCUGGACUCAGAUAUACAGCGGUGAGACAGUCACUGUCAGAUGUGAGAUUCAGGGAGGGAAGGAGCUCAGUGGACGUAUGAAUGGAGACCAGCCAAGUUAAACACACCUCAAACAUCCAGAGAAUACAGAAUCAGCGGUGCUACUAAGUCUGAUGGUGGAGGAUACAGCUGCAUAGGAAGAAGGGGAAGUUUCUACACACAGUGGAGUAAAAGCAUCACAUUGACUGUAUCAUCUCCUCCUAAGCCCACUGUGACCCUGCAGCCAUCCUGGACUCAGAUAUACAGCGGUGAGAUAUACAGCGGUGAGACAGUCACUGUCAGAUGUGAGAUUCAGGGAGGUGAAGGAGCUCAGUGGACGUAUGAAUGGAGACGAGGCCAAGUAAACAUACGUCCAACAUCCAGUGAAUACACAAUCAGCAGAGCUACUGAGUCUGACAGUGGAGGAUACAGCUGUCGGGGCAGACGAGGUUCUUCCUGGACAGAGUGGAGUGAUAUCACCACAUUAAAUGUAUUAUCUCCUCCUAAGCCCACUGUGACCCUGCAGCCAUCCUGGACUCAGAUAUACAGCGGUGAUAGAGUCACGGUCAGAUGUGAGAUUCAAGGAGUUGAAAGAGCUCAGUGGACGUAUGAAUGGAGACGAGGUCAGUCAAGCAUACAUCCAACAUCCAGCGUAUAUACAAUCAGAGUUACUGAGUCUGAUGGUGGAGGAUACAGCUGUCGGGCCACAAGAAGCUCCUCCUGGACAGAGUGGAGUGACAUCACCACAUUGAGAGUAACAGCGAAACCAAAGGCUGAACUGAGAGCUGAUAGGACAGCUGUUCCAGUAGGGGGCAGUGUGACCCUGACCUGCUCUGUGAACCCAUCAUCAUCAUCAUCAUC
This is a messenger RNA of Oreochromis niloticus (Nile tilapia), 1963 nucleotides long. RefSeq names its product agglutinin-like protein 4. Gene Ontology annotation, cellular component: external side of plasma membrane. The coding region runs from base 136 to 1185 and encodes 349 amino acids. Lineage: Eukaryota; Metazoa; Chordata; Actinopteri; Cichliformes; Cichlidae. The record is from RefSeq and is a predicted model, not a curated record. Gene Ontology annotation, biological process: cell surface receptor signaling pathway; immune response. The transcript is spliced from 10 exons. Gene Ontology annotation, molecular function: transmembrane signaling receptor activity.